CCUUAUAAGUAAAUCGUAUGACGCUGAGGGGGUGGCUGCGGCAUGUGGCUUCAAUGCCUUGACCAGCUCUCGCUAGCUCACCUUUUUCCAUGUUGGAUGGUGCAGGACUGCAAGAUUCUUGGUACGGCGCUCUCGAGGCCGCACAAAACAACUUCCGUCAACUCCUUACUUCCCACUCAUCUCCGGAGUGGAAACGUUUCAGUGACACGAGCAGCUCUUCAACCAAUGUCAAGGGCAAAGGGAGAGCGUCUUCUACUCCUCAGCCUUCAAAUGUCAUCCUACAUCGUAAGGUGACCAAGGGUGGGACGGUUUAUAGAGCCGUCUUAGACGUUCCACUAGGCGAAGAUGGUAUACCUUCUCUAGAUGCUUGCAAGGCCGUUCUUGUUAGUCCGGAACUGAGGAAGGAGUGGGAUCCUGCAGUUGAAGGUGCACAUUUGGUGGAAAUGUGUGAUCAGGUUACGAGAAUUGUCAAGACGAACUUCACAUUAGGGUGGCCUGCCAGCCCACGAGACGCUGUCACGAUAUCACGAACUUUCAACGAUGCGACGACUUUGAUAGACAUAUCUACGUCGUUACCUCGUUCGCCUAACGAGCCUGCCUACCUGCGACCGUCACCGCCUUAUGUACGAUCGGAAGUCACAUUGUUUGCAUGGUGCAUCCAAAUCCUCAAGCCACAAACCCCGACCGGCGAACAAAGCAGCAAGCAGAACUCGUCGCGCGUACGACUGACUUGCUUCUGGCAACAUGACCUUAGGGCAAUCUGGAACUUCGGUACUGCAUCCAGUAUGGCUCAACAACUGAGCUCAAUGAUGGUCGGCUUCUUCAAGACCGUCAAGUCUCGUGGAACACGGAUACCGCUUCUCGCAGGCUACGGCAAUGGCAUCUCUCUUGAACGGGUACGGUUUGCGAUUGACAGAGAAGCUCUCACGAUAGAGUAUUCGAUCGUGCCAGAGGAAGAAGAUCAUGCUACACAUACGUCCGAGCAGGGACUGGAAGAGCUCCAUGCUUUGCGUGAACACCGUCGACUGACGCGUUCUAUCGAAUGUGCUCUUCCCGCAAAUGAAGGCUGGGAUGUUCAACUUUCCACGAAAGCAUCAUCUGAAGAGGUCCAGAGACUUCCAUGGACUCAACAUGCCACAAUUAGUGAAUCAUCUGGAGCUAAAGCGGAUGAGAAGAUUAUGUUCAGCUUGAAGCACGCCGCGCUGCCCAAUGAACACGCUGUGCUUAAAGUCACUGUUGUAAUCGAGCUGUCGGGUCCUUCAAGUGGUCUCCGAUUGAAUGGAAUACCCCAGCCAAUAGAACGUGUAGAAGAACGAGAUCCGUCCUCGUAUUACAUGUCGCAAUCUAUGCUGCAGGAUGCUUCGAGUACCGCUGACUUUAGCUUACGUUCCUCCUCAACAUUCAAUACGGCUACGAGUGGUACUUCCGGCACAUCGACAGUCGCGGAGAGACCCCCGCAGGCACAGACUAUGACUGAACGGACCGCAGCUGCCCAGAAGUCGAUCUUAGCUCGAGUGAAACGCAGCUACAUUUACUUUUCAUCACUUCUUCAGGAACCAGAAGCGAAAUGGAGACGAACCACCGAGGCGCGUGGUGUAUCCAUAGCACAACUUGACUCCAUUGAUCCAACACUGGUUGUGUAUCGUGCGGAGGCGACCUUCGUUGGCCUUGGACUUUGGGAUCUAUAUGCCGCUAUUAUUACUCCAGGUGCUCGUGCAUACUGGGACAAAUUGUACGAUGACGCUGUGCUUCUCGAAGAUGUCAAUCCAUUGACGGAGCUUUGGCACUUCAAGACGAAACCUGCUUGGCCGUCUAAUGGGCGAGACUCUGUCUUAUUGAAGACGGUGUAUAAGUCUCCGACAACGAUACACGUGUUUGCAUUCAGUGCUGACGACCCAAACCUCUUCCCUCACAUUCCUCCUGUCGACCCGAAUGUCAUCAGAACGCAAGUCGAUCUACAAGGAUGGGCCAUUGAGGCACUUUCUCCCACGACGACUCUGCUCACCCUUCUGGAGCAAUCCGAUCCGAAGGGUUGGACCAACAAGACUUCAAUUCCUCAGCAAAUGAUAACUGCUGUAACCGGUGUAGGUGACUUUGCCAUCAAGUUUGGAGGACCUCCUGUUGUAACGAGGUUAGAGGGCGCCAGGGCCAAUGACAUACGAUACGACCAUGAGAAAGGCAGCUUCCGGAUCGAAUAUGAAGGUUCUCCAGACCGGCGAUCGUCUACUGUCGAAAAUGCGGACAAGGAAUCUUCCUCUCCUACUAUGCCGGUUAUUGAAUGCGAACUUCGAUGUGAUCUGGACACAUGGGCUUCGUCAUUGGACAUUGUAGUCGACCCUCCGCCACAAUCCAUUAUUUGUCUCCGUCGUCAUAGGCUGUCUUCUGCGGGAGGUGGGCUAUGGCUAACAAUCAGCCAUGAUGCCGUCCACGCUAGUGACGAACGGCUACUUGCUAUUGUUCGUCGUGCUCCACAGGGUGUAACGAAGGAGAAGGGUGUAGUGAUGGUCAACGGUGCAAAGGUGAAUGUCGACGUGGAAGAGUUGCCAGAUCGUGAAGCCAAGACUCUGGCCAAGCAGAAGCGUGUCAAACCUAUCCGGAUACCUCUGGACCAACCACCUGUUCUUGGUGUCAUCAGGAGGAGAAGAGCUGAAUGGGGGGCUGAUGUUGACAAUGCUGUUGGCGAUACCAGCAGCGAACGUACCUCUAGCCCGUCUUCAGUUACCGAAUUCUCAACGUCUGCUCCAAAGUUUGUCAACACGUGGACACGAUACUUCAGCUUUGCCGUGGAGCAGGCCACCGCUACUACUCAGCAAGCAGUUGCAGCCAUCUCUCCAGCGAUGGCAGGAGGUGCUGACGCUGUCCCAUCGUCAUCCAAACCUCCGAUGCAGUACGCUUUGGAAGCGUUAUCGUUUCUACAGCGCCUUCACUCUCGACCAAUAGUUGAUGGGUGGACCGUGGUUAGUGAGAAAGAAUUCCCCGUGCAUCGCAGGCUUUGUGAGGACAUUUCGUCAGUCAUCCCGGUCCACAAAGGAGAGAAAGUCAUCGAAGGUGUGUCAGCCGAAGAGGUGGCGUCUGUGCUGACUAGCUAUGACUGUCGAAGACAGUGGGAUACACGUUUUGACUCCGUCAAUGUCUUUGAGUCGUUCGGUGCAGAUGCGCAUACAGCAUUCGUCGUGACUAAAGGAGGCUUUCCAUUUCGCGACAGAGGAUUCUACUUGGCCAACCUCACCGCAAAGCAGACAAUUCCGGGCACGUCCUCUCGUCGAAACACCACAGAUUCAGAACAGCAUAAUGACAGUAGGGCCGCCGUCUUUAUUGCCUCAGCAUCUUUCUCUCCGGAAUCUGUCGCCUCAUUCUCACAAUCAAAGUACAACUCAUAUCAACUACCUGUUGGCCGCGUCUUCGUGGAUGGCUGGAUACUUGAAACGUUGGACCCAUAUGCUGCGGAAAACUAUGCUAUUCCAUCAACUCGUUGUACCAGGGUGGUCGCAGUCGACUAUGGAGGCUCAGUUCCAGCGGCAGUCAACUCCAUGAUCAAUGGGAUGCUUCCCAAGUCCAUCCUUGCGGUCGAAACAUAUGUCAAGAGUACAUCGCCGCCACCGUUCAUGAGAUUACCUGCUGCCAGUAUGGUGAUCUCUAACAAGAACGAUGAUGAUGUUACAAGUCACCAAUCAUGGUCACUGCGUAGGCGAGAUCCUCAUCGCACAUUGGUGAUCACCGGCUACGAGCCUUCGGACAGGAUCUAUCAUAGUUUGGUAGCGCUCAAUCCUUCUGGUGCGGGUGCAAACGCAAGUGCACAGAGUGGGAACGAACGGACACCUCGACCGAACAAAGUUGUAAUCAAGCCCCGGACUCCGUCUCCGCCAGAGAGUCAAUCAAGUGAAAGCGUCGAGACUGUAACUCCGUCUUCGCCAUCAAAGCAAGAUGGCUCGAAACGGUCACACUCCCGCGAUGUUUUGCGGUCGCCUUCCAUGUUUACGACCCGUGGGGAAGUUCGCAAUCCAAUCGAUCUCCUCGUGGCGGAGAUAAUUGUGGACUCUAAGCUAUAUCCAGAAGGAUACGAAGUCAAAGUGAACUCUAGGAUUGACAAGACGAAGGAUAAAUGCUUACAGCUACACUCGAGUUGGGGAAGUAGCACAUCACUCUCCCUCCCGGUGUCGUAUGCCGUAUACACGCUGCCUCCGUCGCCUCAUCAUUCUUCUGGCUUGAAUGUUGAUCGACCGCCGAGGCACUUGCUUAGAUUGACAUUACCAACGGCACAGUAUCAGGUGUCCACCAUUCAAGAUCCGCUCACUGGUGAAACCCGAAGUGCGCCACCCAAGCCUGAAUGGUUGCUAGAUCUCGAAGAAGGUCGUGCGGUUCUCGAGAUUGAGAUUAAGCCAGCUCGUUCUGGUCCAGGCAAGGUUCUCGUAGAUGGCCAACAUGUGACGAUUUUGACUGAAAAGGAGUCUCUUACGAAUAUUGGACGAGACGAGCUUUUGGAUACGCGAACAUCCAAGAUGGACUUACUUUUACGGAUAUCUGGUGACAUUGGACAGCCGCCACAAGAACUACAAACGCCUGUUGCAAUUUCUGGGUAUCUAUUGGACGAAACACCCUCACCCGCUCUUUCAACGCCUGUGAUUGACCCCGUGGAAAACCAGAGCACUAGUUCCGCGCCAGAUGACAGCGUGGAGAACCCUGACAUACGCCCCAUUCAGACGAUCACCUCAGAGGAAGCUCGUCCACCUGACUCUGCAGCAAGUGGCCUUCUACGCUUCCUGAAUUCGUAUCCGAAUCCACUGUUUCGCUUCUCAUCUCCUUCUCCUCGGCUGAGUGCUGCAAAUGCUGGUCAGGGAUCAGUAUUUUCAGAAUCGGCGUCAUCCUCUCGUCGAACUUCGACUAUGGAGAAGGACGUACCUGAAGGGAGCUCUAUCGGCGAUGGUCGUCUACCCAUGCUCCGAACUGCCAACACGGCAGUAUAUCCGUUAUCGACCGUUAUCGUUGUGGCAUUGAUUGCGUUCUUGCUAGGCUCCCUUUUACGGUCCUUGAUCUCCCCGGCUGACUUUAUUUACGUCGUCUCGGACAUCAAGGACGCUGGGGAUGUCAGCACAGGAUGGCGCGAAAUUCGGCGUCUGUUGGAGGUGAAGUAUAUCCUCGGUGGAUGGGAUUUCCAGGUUGCUGUCGUUCGCAGACAUUGAUGAUGCUGCCUUUUGCUUUGCUUUUCUUGUUGUUGUCGAUACAGUAAAUGAUUCUAAUGACUAAUUAGCUUAACAUCUGCACACCAUUCACUAGAAGUCGCCUCAUGCUUAAUCGCCUCGCUGAUACUUCGUGUCCCUAGCUCCACAUACACAUUUCGAAGCUUAAAACGCAUUGCGGAAUUUGGUACAGAUACAUUCUAAUGACAUACUCGUGCCAUUUUGACGACCAUUCUUCACAUUUUAGAUCCUUCGUGGCUUCCUUUGAAUGAUGGCAUCGUGAUGAGCGGAACUACAAGCCAUUACUUCGCCUUGUCUCCACGCUUCAAGGAGCAAACGAAAUCAGUCAUCAUGUUUCUUGCUCCAUGCUUGAUUUCAGAGCAAGAAAUCCUUGUAUCAACACAGCGUUCGUAACACUGGAUUUUGUGUUUACCGCUCCGCAGAUGUUCACCGACGGAUAUUCAACAGGUCUUUUGUACUUGUGCCUGGUCGUGAUGAUUUCAAUACACACAAGUUUGACAUAUGCAUGACAAGGAUUCCCUCCGUCAUUGAGUCUUUAACCAGUGCCAUGAUUGCGACAUGUCCAAGUGUUAGUUGCAAAGCACUGCGUCGGCCCAUCAUGAUACUCUUCCGUUUGCUGUACCCAUGCAAUAUAGGCUUUCUUGCUGUCGAUG
Messenger RNA from Somion occarium, 5851 nucleotides. NCBI's taxonomy places the organism in Eukaryota, Fungi, Basidiomycota, Agaricomycetes, Polyporales, Cerrenaceae. The record is from the annotation of a GenBank genome assembly.